Nilaparvata lugens (brown planthopper) is the source of this 470-nucleotide messenger RNA. RefSeq lists its product as uncharacterized. The coding region runs from base 30 to 470 and encodes 146 amino acids. NCBI's taxonomy places the organism in Eukaryota, Metazoa, Arthropoda, Insecta, Hemiptera, Delphacidae. Gene Ontology annotation, biological process: regulation of apoptotic process. The transcript has 2 exons. The record is from RefSeq and is a predicted model, not a curated record.
UCAAAACAUUCAGUUUCCAACAAGUCGGUAUGGCAGGUAUGUGUGAAGUAGCUAGUUCUUUGGAAAAACACAAGAAAAUAAUUGUUCGCGAGUUGAAAACAAGUAAAAUAUUAUCGUUACUUGUUGAAAAAGGAGUUUUCAGUGCGGAUGAAGAAGAUUUAGUGAGAAAUGAACAAAAUGAAUGUGUGAAAGGUGAUAUUUUCAUAGAUUUAAUUUCAAAAAAAGGUGUACAUGCUUUUGAACAGUUUUGCUUUGCAUUAGAAUUAGAAUGUCCACAUAUUUUAUCAGAGCUACUGUCGGAGGAUUUUGGUUCUCCGACUAAAAAUGGAAUAGACGUGGAUAAGGAUGGCGAGGGCAGCAUCCGACACAUUGAUUCCGACGCCAAAGAGUCUGAUUCGGAGGAUUCUCCGGAAACGACAACUCAUAGUUCCAGGUCAGUUGGCUCACAUUCAUCCACUCAUUAUGCUUGA